Messenger RNA from Ylistrum balloti, 1689 nucleotides. Its product is annotated as amidase-like. Gene Ontology annotation, molecular function: catalytic activity. NCBI's taxonomy places the organism in Eukaryota, Metazoa, Mollusca, Bivalvia, Pectinida, Pectinidae. The transcript is spliced from 11 exons. The record is from RefSeq and is a predicted model, not a curated record. The coding region runs from base 1 to 1533 and encodes 510 amino acids.
AUGGAGAAGGCAGGCAUACCUCCAGGUCUUCUUCAUGCAUCUGCUGUUUUACAACCGACGAAGGCGGAGAUACACCAACUUUCCGAGGAUUUAGACCUAAAGUGUACAGUUGAAGAGGAAGAAGCCUUCUACGAGCACUAUAAGGGUGUGCUGAAGUCGUACCAGACAGUCUAUGAGUUGCCCGAUCCACAGCUUCCUGUCCGCUAUCCACGACUUCCAGGUCAGAGGGAACAAGUCGAUAAUGCUUGGUACUGGAGAUGUGACAUUAAGGGAGCAGACUCUGGACUGUUGGCCGGUAAGACAGUGGCUAUUAAAGACUCUAUAGCUGUGGCUGGGGUCCCCAUGAUGAAUGGUACAAAGUUACUGGAGGGUUACACACCAGAGUUUGAUGCCACUGUCGUCACUAGGGUCCUAGACGCCGGUGGACAUAUCCUGGGGAAGGCGGCUUGUGACGACAUGUGCUUGAGCGGUGGUUCCUGGUCUUCUUCUACCGGACCUAUUGUCAACCCGUGUGAUCCCUAUAAGGAUGCAGGGGGCUCCAGUUCUGGAUGUGCUUCUCUGGUAGCACGAGGGAUAGUGGACAUGGCUAUUGGAGCUGACCAAGGAGGGUCUAUUCGUACUCCGGCCAGUUACUGUGGUAUCGUAGGGAUGAAACCGACGUAUGGACUGAUCCCUUACACAGGGGCCAUGGGAGGGGCGGUUACCAUCGAUCACCUCGGACCCAUGACGAGGACAGUGGAAGACUGUGCAUUACUUCUGGAGGCCCUUGCCGGUUUCGAUGAUGACAGGGAUCCUAGACAGCGACCGAUCGACUCCAUACCUCCAUACUCUAAACUGUUUAACCGUGACGUGUCCGGGAGGAAAGUAGGGGUUCUUACAGAGGGAUUCCUGGGAGUAGAUGCAGAUGUUGAUAAGUGUGUAAAUGAAAAGUUGUCGAAACUAUCCGAGGCUGGGGUUGUACUCAAGGAUGUAUCCAUACCUAUACACCAAGUAGGAACAGAUAUCUUCGUCCCCAUUACGGUCGAAGGUUCUCACGCCUGUGGAUCACAUGGAUAUGGCACUGGUUACCUGUGGAAAGGUUACUACCCUGUAACAUUACAGGAAGCUAUGGCUAGAGGUUCCACCCUGCGGCCUUAUGACCUCCCCAUUAAUCUGAAGAUGAGAAGAAUUCUCGGAGAAUAUAUGCGAAGAAAUUAUCAGAAUAAGUUUUAUGCUAGAUCACAGAACCUCGUUCCUGUGCUGAAAAAAGCCUACGACGACGCUCUCAAAGACGUCGACGUUCUUGUGAUGCCGACGAUGUCAAAAACGGCGGAGAGCCUACCGUUUACUGAAAGUACAGCUAAAGAGAGACUUGCAGCGUGUAUGGAAAUAUCAAAUAAUUUGGCCUCCUUCGACGCGACUGGUCAUCCGGCCUUGUCCCUCAAUGCUGGUUACUCAGGACAAACUGGACUUCCGGUCGGACUACAAGUUGUCGGUAGACUGUACGAUGACCUUAGUGUACUUCAAAUAGCCUUCGCUAUAGAACGGGUAUAGAAUAUGAUAUUGAGAAUAUCUGGUUACAACAAACAAGCAAUAUAACUGAUACGGCUUGUGAUUGACACCAUACUGUUUCUGGUGUUAUAACAACACAGACAUUUACACUACAUAUACAGUAUAUUUCUUUGUUUCAAAGUUUCGUGAAAAAACAAC